Molecule: messenger RNA, 423 nt
Organism: Aspergillus uvarum CBS 121591
Lineage: Eukaryota; Fungi; Ascomycota; Eurotiomycetes; Eurotiales; Aspergillaceae
Exons: 1
Coding region: 1-423 (140 amino acids)
Source: RefSeq, a predicted model, not a curated record
AUGUUGUGCAUUAUUGUUGCCACUUACUCUGCCAGAAUUUCCAGUGUUAGUCCAUGGGAAGAUACUAGGAGAACAAGCACCGUCAGCGUGGCGCACGCACACCUCAAUGCCUGCCAUCGUUCUCAAACACACUCUGCGGCAGCAAAAGGACAGCCAUCGCGCGCUCCGCGUUUCAACAUUGUGACGGGAUUCCUCGCCUCGCCGGCUUCAGUGACCCCCAACCUUCCCAUGUUCAGCUACACAUCCGUCGGGUACGGCCUGCUGGUGCUAUCGAAGCUGAGCUUACUCUCGGACACCGCGACGAAGGGCCAGGCAGUCGACGUCCACCCCAAAGAUAUCCACAACCUCGGCCUGGCUGCUAUGCAGAGGAUGGAGGCGACGUCCCGGGGGAAGAUGACGUCUGGGAUCAUUGCCGCGCAGUGA